UGUAACAAACWAACAACUCGUAGUCAAGACGUGCUUAUGGUGUCUUACACUGUUUUACCUGUUAAUUGAGUUAAUUCUAUCCAUUUUAAUUCUUACUGAAAUUUUUUUGACGCGACUUUACUCAAUACUCAAUAGUGAGUGCUGACUGCUGAAUAGUGACGUACGUUAUCAUUGCGCUUUUAAAAAGUGUGAGGUCUAUAAAAACAUGGAUACACUAACUAACAUGAAAAAUUCUGAUCAAAUUAAAGUUCUGAAAUACAWUGGAAUUGAACCAAAACAUGUUAGCAAUAGUUGUCACUCUGUUUGUGUACUUGAUGGCUUACAAUCUUUACGCAGUGAUGGAGUUUUAUGUGAUAUUAGCUUGAAGACAAAUGAUGAUUCUUUAGUAUUUGGACAUAAAAAUGUUUUAAUGGCCGCUAGUCCAUAUUUCCAUGCAAUGUUUAGGAAUUUUGAUGAAAGCAAUAAAAAUCUUGUGAAUAUAAGAGAUUUAGAUUCUACAGUUUUAGAACUUUUGGUAAAUUWUAUUUAUACUGGGGAUAUCAUGGUUACCAAAGAAAAUGUAAAGAGUCUGUUACCAGCUGCAAACCUCUUACAGUUGGACUACGUAAACGGUGCAUGCACUAAGUUCAUGCAAACACAAUUGCAUCCUUCAAAUUGUCUUGGUAUCAAAGCAUUUGCUGAUUUACAUAACUGUACGGAAUUGUUGUCCAUAUCUGAAGCGUACAUUAAAAAAGAGUUUUUAUAUGUAGUUAAAUGCGAAGAAUUUUUAUCUUUAUCUUAUAAAGAAGUCAUUGAACUAAUCUCCUGUAAUGACCUAUUUGUUCCAUGUGAAGAAAAAAUGUUUGAAUGUAUUAUUAAUUGGGUAAAUCACAAAUUGGAUUCUAGAAAAGAUUUAUUACCAAAAUUARURGAACAUGUGCGUUUGUCAUUAGUUACCCUGGAGUACUUAUUAAAAAAUGUAGUUGAAGAACCUCUCUUUAAAAAUAGCAUUGAAUGCAAAGAUUAUUUAAUUAAAGCUUUACAUUUCCAUCUACAUAAAUUAAAACCAGAUAUUACAAUUCCACAAACAAUUUGUUGUUCUAGACAGCCUGCUGGUUUAAAAAAAAUUGUUCUAGUUUUAAGUUGUUCUGAAACUGAAAUGUUUACAAACUGGUAUGACCCAAAAACCGAUCAAUGGGAGAUUGCACCUGAAAUGAAUGUAUACCUUAAUUCAGCUGGUCUGUCCAUAGUAAAUAAUCAAUUCCUUUUUGCUGUGGGUGGUAUUGAUGAAGGUAAUUCUCAAUCUGUUGAAAUGCUUGAUUUAUCUUCAUUAUCCCCAAUUUGGGUACCAACAGUUAACAUGUUAGUUAAUCGAUGUUGCUUGGCAGUUGCUGUAUUAAAUGAUUGUAUAUAUGCUGUUGGCGGAUAUGAUAUAUCARACAAUACUUUACUGAGUGCGGAGGUUUUUAAUAUCAAUAUUCAAAAAUGGCGAAUGAUUUCCAGUAUGACAACUAAAAGAAGUUGUUUCAGUACUGCAGUACUUAAUAAUCGUUUGUAUGCGGUAGGAGGUUAUGACGGUUCCACUUUUUUGAAAUCUGUAGAAUGUUAUGAUCCUACACUUGAUAAAUGGACAAUAGUUGCAGAAAUGUCUGCAUAUCGUUCAGAUGUUAGUGUAGAAGUCUUGGACAAUGUAAUAUAUGCUGUUGGUGGUGAAAAUGGCCUCGGAGUUCUCAAUAGUGUUGAGGCUUAUAAACUAAGUGAUGGUUAUUGGACUUCUGUAGCUGAUAUGCAUGAGUGUCGGGCUUAUGCGGGAAUAUUUGCACUAAAUGGAUUAUUAUAUAUUAUUGGAGGAAGAAAUAAAGAAUCUGAUGUUUUGGACUCUAUAGAAAUAUACAAUCCAAUCACCAAUACCUGGUCAAUGAAAAAAUUGUCAUCAAAUGUUAACAACAUUUAUGCCGCAGUCACCGUUAAUAGRCCUGUUUAAACUAAAUUUUAAAUUAAAUGUAUUGAUAUUAUAAAGACAAUUGCUUGUAAUCAGAUAACAGGCAAUAAGGAUAGGCAUAUUUUGAUGAUGAAUAUUUUUGUUUUUAGAUGAAAAUCUAAUUUUAUGAAGUGUGUUUUUUGAAAAUUUCA
Diuraphis noxia (Russian wheat aphid) is the source of this 2112-nucleotide messenger RNA. Its product is annotated as kelch-like protein 2. Lineage: Eukaryota; Metazoa; Arthropoda; Insecta; Hemiptera; Aphididae. The record is from RefSeq and is a predicted model, not a curated record. Gene Ontology annotation, molecular function: protein binding.